Messenger RNA from Vigna angularis (adzuki bean), 5522 nucleotides. RefSeq lists its product as uncharacterized. Bases 324 to 5033 code for a protein of 1569 amino acids. Lineage: Eukaryota; Viridiplantae; Streptophyta; Magnoliopsida; Fabales; Fabaceae. The record is from RefSeq and is a predicted model, not a curated record. The transcript is spliced from 20 exons. Gene Ontology annotation, biological process: negative regulation of transcription by RNA polymerase II; chromatin remodeling. Gene Ontology annotation, molecular function: DNA binding; ATP hydrolysis activity; ATP binding. Gene Ontology annotation, cellular component: nucleus; chromatin.
UUUGAUUUCAAUUCCUUCUGUCACUUCUGCAUCGACUUCUUCACCGUGAUUAACAUCCAGGGGUUGCGUGUGAUUUCACGUUUAUUUGUUUACUCUGAACAGGCUCGUAGUAUAUACCAAAAGGUGCUUGUGAUCAAGGUAACGUGAGGGUUAUUACACAUGUAGGGUUUCGGGGGAUUGUUCUGUUUUGUUCACCUGAAAUCACUGUGACCUAAGAGGUAACAAACCCAUAUGUCUCGUGGUGCUCUUUGUUUUAAAAGAUGGUACUUUAUCUGUAGUCCGUGACAGAUACUUCUCCAGAGAACCGGACUGCUGUCUUUGACAUGAGCUAUCACACUCUUGUUAUGGAUGAAGAUGGAGGGGAUGUCCGUUCUGGGUGCAUUGAGGGAUUGGCUAAAGAGUAUCAAAAUAAUGCUCAAGCAAAUCUUCAUAUGAAAAAUAAAAAAGGUGGCAAGGAAGUUGUAUGUUCCAAUUGCUUGGGUGGUGGAGUACUUUUAUGUUGCUCUGGAAAAGGAUGCCAGAAGAGGUACCACCCCUCUUGUGUGGAUCCUCCUCUGAAGUACAUUCCUUUGAGGUUUUGGCAUUGUAUCUGGUGCACUAAGAAAAAAAUAGAGUUUGGCGUGCAUUCUGUUUCUGAAGGAGUGAAAUCCAUCUUGGAUUCUAGAGAAGUGGUUUCAAAUAAUAAAGUAAGUAGCAUGUUGCUAGUGAUGCAAAGGGAGUACUUUGUCAAAUAUCAAGGUCUUGCUCAUGCUCACAACCGCUGGAUUACAGAAUCAACAAUGCUUCUUGAGGCUCCUAAGCUCUUGGCCAAGUUUAAAAGUAAACCGCAGGUUAGCUGGUGGAAAAGAGAUUGGAGUAUACCUCACCGCUUACUCCUUAAAAGAGAAAUUGUGCAUUUUGGUGGGCAUGGUGACAAUGAUUCAAUUUGCUGUUAUGAGUGGCUUGUCAAAUGGACCGGUCUUGGUUAUGAUAAUGCCACAUGGGAGUUACAAGAUGCUUCGUUUUUGACAUCAGCGAAAGGCAGGAAACUCAUUCGUGAUUAUGAAAGUCGUCGAAAGGGAGUUGAUAAACUGUCAAAAAGACAUUUUGAAGACAAUGAGGAGACAAAAACUUUCAUUGUCGAAUUGUCAGUGUUGCCGUUUGGAGAUUCACCAGGACUUUAUAACCAAUAUUUGAGUUAUGUGAACAAGCUUCGCAUGUGUUGGUACAAAGGCCAAAAUGCUCUUAUUGUAGAUGAUCAAAUUGACCAGGAGCGCAUUAUAAAAGUGAUUUUGUUUGUAUUAUCUUUGAAUUGCAAUAGCAAGAGGCCUUUUCUCAUCAUCUCAACUUCUACUGCCCUCUCUGUAUGGGAAGCAGAGUUCUUACAUUUGGCACCAUCUGCCAAUCUCGUAGUUUACAAGGGAAAUAGAGAUGUACGGAGUGGCAUCAGGGCAUUAGAGUUUUACAGUGAAGAAAAUGGUAUAUUAUUUCAAAUACUGUUGUCAUCUUCUGAUAUUGUUGUUGAGGACUUACAUGAACUAAGAUGCAUUCCAUGGAAAGCGAUAAUAAUUGAUGAAUGCCAGCAAUCCAGAAUUUCAGGACACUUGGACCAUAUCAAGACUUUAAACACUGAAAUGAAGCUCCUUCUUGUUAGUGGACAAAUAAAGGAAGAUCGAUAUGAUUAUAUCAAACUGCUUUCAUUCCUCAAGUCUGCACAUCAUGGACCAAGUAUUGCUCGAAUGGAAACUUCUUUCAGUGCUAGCAUUUCCAAUUUGAAGAGCCAAUUGGAAAAAUAUGUUGUAUUUAAAUGCAAAUCUGGCUCUACUAGGUUUGUAGAGUAUUGGGUUCCUGCCUGCCUUUCUCAUUUGCAGCUUGAACAGUAUUGUUCAAUGCUGCUUUCAAACUUAAUUUUGUUAUGCUCAGGCCAGAAGUCCGACACACUUGGUGCGCUCCAUGAGCUUAUUAUCUCAACAAGGAAGUGCUGUGACCACCCUUAUCUCCUGGAGCCGGCACUGCAUAAUUCUGUUGCUAAGGGUCUACCUGUUGAAGAACAUCUAGAUAUUGGCAUAAAAGCAAGCGGAAAACUGCUACUUCUUGAAAAAAUUCUUUUGGAAGCAAAAAGUCGUGGGUUAAGGGUGUUAAUAUUGUUCCAGUCAUCUUGUGGUUCUGGAUCGAUUGGAGAUAUUUUGGAUGAUGUUCUCUGUCAGAGAUUUGGUAUAGAUUGCUAUGUGCGAUAUGAUAGAGCUUAUACCCCUAAAACAAAGGAAGCUGCUUUAGACACAUUUAAUGAUAGAGACAGUGGUAAAUUUGUCUUCUUGAUGGAAAACCGUGCUUGUCUCCCUAGUGUUAAGCUUUCUUCAGUGGACAUUGUUAUAUUGUUUGACAGUGAUUUUGACCCACAAAAUGACCUAAGAGGUUUACAAAGGAUGUCUAUCAGCACACAGUUGAAACAAUUAACCGUUUUCAGAUUGUACUCAUAUUACACUGUUGAAGAAAAGAUUUUAAUGCUUGCAAAGGAGGGUAUAUCACUUGACAGUAACGUGCGGUUGAUUAGUCAUAGUAUUUCUCACACUCUUCUAAAAUGGGGCACCUCUCAUCUGUUCAAUAAGCUGGAUGAUUUACAUGCCAGUGUAACUGCUGUUUCUACUCCAGACAUUGCAGAUCAAACUCUUCUGCAUGAUGUACUCUGUGAAUUAUCAUCCCAAUUGGUUUGUGAUGCUGAUGAUAUUGAUUGUCAUGAAUUGUCAUUCAUAUCAACAAUACAGCAGAAUGGAGGGGAAUAUUCGAGGAACAUUUUAUUGCUAGGAGAAAGAAUAAUGAAGGAACUGGGCAGUGAGCCAAGUGCUUUUUCCUGGAGUGAUCUUGAAGCAAAGUAUCCUCAAUGGAAAUUUUUGUCUGUUUCGUCUCAGAGGAUGAGGAGUAGGGUCAAACAUUCUGAUUACAUAAUAAAUGAAUCUGAAUGUGAAGGUCAUACAAUUAUGGGAAAGAGGACAGCAUCGAAUGCUUCCAAGAAGAGUAAAGUGUCCAAGGAUAAUUUUGAUCAUAAUUUGAGGAAGCUGGCCAAGGAUAAAGUUGAGCCCGAGAGGAGGAAAGUAUCCAAAGACAUUGUUGAAACAGAGGGGAUGGAACCGUCAAAUCAUGCCAUUGAUCCUAAGACUAGGAAGGUGUUCAAUGGUAUUGUUAAAUCUGGUGGCAGGAAAAUGUCCAAGAAAAUUCGUGAUUCCAAAUAUCGGAAAUCAAGAUUGAGGAACAAGAAGAAUUCAAGUGUUUCCAAUAGUACUAGUAAAUCAAAUGGUACAAAUGGUUUGUCUAGUCUACUUGAUUCCUCAGGGCAUCCUUUGGCCAAUGAAACUACGGGAGAAACUACUACAAACAUUCAACUUUCAGAGAAAAGGAAACUGCUUGAUGGACCAAAUAGUAUCAAAUUCUUGCCAAAGUCGGAUAUUUCAGGUCUUUGUGAAAUUCUACAUUUUCCGAAAAAUGUCAAGGUUGUUGCCCAGAGGAUUCUUGAGCACAUAUUCAAACAGUACAAUGUUAAUUUCCAAGAAGUUUCUACUGUACAGGCUUUUGAAAUAUCUGUGUGUUGGCUAGCAGCUUCUUUGUUGAAACAUGACAUUGAUAAGAAGGUUUCACUCACUCUAGCAAAACUGUACUUGAAUUUCAAUUGCAAUGAAGAGGAAGCCACCAAUGUCUACUCAGAACUUUGGAAACAUGCAAAGACAAUAUCUAAUUAUAUACAAAAUGGACUGUGUGUUGAGAACUAUAGUAUAAAUGACAUGCCCGAGCUGAAUGAUUUGACCAAGGUGAAGCAGAAGGGUUUUCUGGAUACUCGUGUUACAAAACUCACGAAAUCUGUCACAAAAGAACAUGAUCUUCAAAUGAAAUCUCCCACAACAGUGGUUUCAUGUGACCAGACUUCUACUUAUGAAAUUUGUUCAUUUCCAAAGACACCCGCUAGUUUUCCUGUGAAAGCAAUUGCUCUCUCCUCGGAGUCUGGCUCAGAAAACGACGUCAUGGAAUCUACACCCUUAAUAACUUCAGAAGAUUCAGCUCUUGAGCACGGGGGCAAUGAUGUCAACCCUCGUACUGAUUAUUUGGAAAAACAGAGUCCUAUUAGAAGUACAGAUAUUACACAAUCUGAUGGCAAAGUUUUUGAAGAUCCUCAAAUUUUAGUGAAUGAAUUGGUUGCUAUUGAGAAUUUUAUGAAUAUGCCUAUUCAUUCUUUGCAGCUUGACAGUGAUGAUGCAAAUGCGGUAACUUCUAUUGGUUCUGCUGUUCCCGAGGCCAGACAGUGGGGCAGUAUAAUGAGUCCUGUAUGUGAUGAGUCAACUGGUCCGAAGUUUGCUGAGACAACCUUUCCAAAUACACAACCAUCGGAUGCUAAUUUGUGGUCGUUGCCUCUGAUGGCAAUGUCUGAUAUUCCAUCUUUUCCGGAGCACAAUUCAGCUAGUGCUGUCACGCCUCUAGAUGAUAUUUUUAAUCAUAGUCGUGAAGAUCAUUGUUACAUUCACGAGGCUGAAGUAAUAUUGGAAGCACCAAACAACACUGUGGAACCAGUUAACUCUUCCUUUGGUUCACCUGUGAUACUGAAACCCUUCACAAGUGUGCCCAUGAAUGAAAAUAUGACACAUGUACCUGACAGCUUUACUAUUCCUGGAUAUAUGAACAGUGAUUCUAUUCAACAUCACUACGUGGCAUCUGAAAUAUCCGACGAUGUCUAUCUAGACUCACUACUGGAUGAAAUGGAGAUAACAGAGAACACAAAUGAAGAAGCCUUCAUAGAUCCACUACUAAUUGCAAUGGAGAGAAUAGAGAAGGAUAAAGAAGAAGCCUUCAAGAUACAUGAGAAGAAGAUAUUGCAGCUCCGAUCUGAAUAUGAAUUGGAAGUUGAAAAAUUGAGUGAAAAGUACAGGAUUUUGCUUCAGAAUGUUGAUACUGAAGUAGCACUCAAAAAAAUGGAAUUUGAGACACAAUGUAAAUUAGUGUCAAGCAGUGAGGAAUUAGCUGAAAUUUGGAUCCAUAUGCUUGAUGAUUGUGAAAUGGCUGUGGGAUAAUGCUCAGAACAAGAGGGAAUACCCAGUUCUCAUCAAGUCCACUCAAAAUUAACCCAUCUUUGUUGACUCCUACUGUGAUGGUCUUGGACAAUCCUUGGCCAUCCAGAAGAAAUCAUGGUCAUUUCUCGGACAAGACAGCCAUUCCAGAAGAAAUCAACCCCCUAAGAGCACGCUUUGAUCCCAUGAUUCAGUUGUGCAAGAUUUCCCAUGAUGGCUAUGGUGUACUUGUCCCCUCUGCAGCUGCUUCAUCUUAUGCAGCAAUUUCCCUUGACAUUAUGUACAAUUGCAACCUUAGUAUCAUUUAGAAGAACCAAGUCAAACAUGCUGGUAGGGCGUGUCCUGUAAAACUAACUAUAUGUACCUACCUCACUAGGCUGAUGUAUUUGUUCACCAAAUUUUGAACCACAGUGAUCGUCUGGUGAAAUGAAUGUAAAUAUGCUAUAUCACUGAACAACUUUCAAAAUUGUCUUUGUUAUGUGCUCCCCAGCA